Tigriopus californicus is the source of this 786-nucleotide messenger RNA. RefSeq lists its product as uncharacterized. The transcript is spliced from 3 exons. Lineage: Eukaryota; Metazoa; Arthropoda; Copepoda; Harpacticoida; Harpacticidae. Bases 64 to 588 code for a protein of 174 amino acids. The record is from RefSeq and is a predicted model, not a curated record.
UCUCAAGUCAAUUCAAGUCGUUAUUUCAAGUGUUCACGACGACCAACACAAUUUUCAAUCACAAUGGCCGACAAUUUGUUCAUCGCUUUGUCCAAUGGAACAACAAAGGCUUACACAAGGGAAGAGGCAGAAAUGGCCUGCUGGUUGACUCGCUUAAGUACCUACGGUAUGGUCAAUCCGCAAGUGGAAGACAUUGCGGUCCGGCAUGUUCCCAUUGCGACUCCCCAGGACGUGCCGGAAACCAAGGAGGAGCCCGACAAUGCGAGGGAAGGCGACAUCCGUUGUCAGUCGUGCGGCUUGAAAUUAUCGGACCCCAGUGCAUUGAUUCGCCACAUGAAGACGCAUGAUCCCUCGUCGAAAAUAUACAAAUGUCAAGUGUGCAACAAGAAUGAACAAAGGCAAAGGACCAAUUGGAAGCAACAUGUGGCGACCCACAUUGGUGAGGAUAUAUCGCAGGAACUAUACGACACCUUGGACGCAGAGCAUCAGGCCAUCUUGAACACAACCGAUGGCUAUGUCACGGACGAGGUGCUUGCCAAGCGUUUGGCAAUCGCUCAAAGGAAGGCGGCCAGGAAAAGGAAGCAGUAAAUAUCUUCCUAUUGGGUGUUCAGCUUAGUUCUUGCGAUAUCUCCAAAUAUUUGUGUUCAUUCUUUGUAUAUUUUGCAUGUCUGUGAUAUUUGUUCAUAAUACACUUACAAUUAUCCUACAUUUCAUUCAUCGCUUCGUAAUUCAUUGUCGAGUAUGUCGUUUUUCUAUUUAGCCGGUUCUUUUUUGGGUUUGGGUGUU